This is a messenger RNA of Empidonax traillii (willow flycatcher), 911 nucleotides long. RefSeq names its product regulatory factor X associated ankyrin containing protein (gene RFXANK). Gene Ontology annotation, cellular component: nucleus. Lineage: Eukaryota; Metazoa; Chordata; Aves; Passeriformes; Tyrannidae. The transcript has 9 exons. Gene Ontology annotation, molecular function: protein binding. The record is from RefSeq and is a predicted model, not a curated record. Gene Ontology annotation, biological process: regulation of transcription by RNA polymerase II. The coding region runs from base 41 to 661 and encodes 206 amino acids.
UGGUUUGGCAGGUGGAGCUGAGCCCCCCAGGACCCCCUCGAUGGACGCCCAGAGCAGCGCCGAGCUGCCGGCCCUGGACGGUUUCCCCCUGAAACACUCCAACACUCUGACCAACAGGCAACGAGGCAACGAGGUGUCAGCCCUCCCAGCCACGCUGGACACACUGUCCAUCCACCAACUUGCUGCCCAGGGGGAGCUCAUCCAGCUGAAGGAGCACCUUCGGAAAGGUGAGAACUUGGUGAACAAACCCGACGAGAGAGGUUUCACCCCCCUCAUCUGGGCCGCCGCCUUCGGGGAGAUCGAGACGGUCCGGCACCUGCUGGAGUGGGGAGCUGAUCCCCACGCCCUGGCCAAGGAGAGGGAGAGUGCCCUGUCCCUGGCCAGCAUGGGGGGGUACACGGACAUUGUCACCCUGCUGCUGGAGAGGAACGUGGACAUCAACAUCUACGACUGGAACGGUGGCACCCCCCUGCUCUACGCCGUGCGUGGGAACCACGUCAAGUGUGUGGAGGCCCUGCUGGCUCACGGCGCUGACCUGACGGAGGAGGCGGAUUCGGGCUACACCCCCAUGGACCUGGCCGUGGCCCUGGGCCACAAGAAAGUCCAACAGGUCAUCGAGAACCACAUCCUGAAGCUGUUCCAGAACAAGGGGCUGGAGUGACACGGGGCUGGCAGCCCCAGCUCUUCUCUGGGACCAGGAAAAGGGCCACGGCACGAGGCUGCAGGCAAAGGAGCACGUGGAGGAAUCCGGGAAUCCCUGCAGCUCUCCCAGGGGUGGCACAGCCCCGGUGCCUCCCGCUCAGGGACGCUCGUUCCUCGGGGCAGCAGCGCUUCUGCCCCGUCCAGGUUCAGCUGCUCCGUGAAUUCCAGGGUGGCAUUUUCAGGAUUAAAGCCUAAAGCAGCCCUGUGGA